Messenger RNA from Copidosoma floridanum, 3212 nucleotides. RefSeq lists its product as uncharacterized. NCBI's taxonomy places the organism in Eukaryota, Metazoa, Arthropoda, Insecta, Hymenoptera, Encyrtidae. Gene Ontology annotation, molecular function: cysteine-type deubiquitinase activity; K63-linked deubiquitinase activity. Gene Ontology annotation, biological process: protein deubiquitination. The record is from RefSeq and is a predicted model, not a curated record.
UGUACAGCACAGAAAAAAUUUUUGGAUCUCAUUUUCCUUCGGUGGUGUUCUCUCUCUGCACAUAUAGAUUUGAUUACUUACCGCAUCGUCGUCGUACAAAGUUCAAAGAGUCCAGUGUGCCUCGCUGCUUUGUUUUUGUUCCUGUCGUGUAGCUGGCUUCGUCUCUUUCUGUUACAUUUGCAUGAGUGAAAAUGUAUCGUAACAACAAUCUCCCAAGGUACAUGGAUCCGAGAAAAACACCGAAGCGAAUGAUCGAACCUGUAGACGAGUGGUUGCAGAAUGAAGGCUUUUACAGAAAACAUGGUCCCAAAGAUCCCACGUGUCUCUUCAGGGCGAUCGCCGAACAAGUCUAUCACAAUCAGCGAAGCCAUCUUCGGGUCAGGGAAGAAUGCGUUGAGUACAUAAGAGACAAUAAGCAACUCUUCCAGGAGAAAACAAUGAUACCAGUAGGAAGUUACUGCGAUCAAAUGGCCUGUGUUACCGAGUGGGGAGGGGAAAACGAAAUUUUGGCCAUGUCACUCUUGUACCAAAAAAACGUGGUUAUUUUUGAUGGACACAAGUUGACAAAAAAAGUAGCCAUUGACAAUCGACGUCAGGAGAACUUUCUCCUUUGCUUCAUGCCACCAAAACAGUAUGAAACUGUUUACAAUCAAGAGCACACAGCUAUUGCAGGAUUUUGCCAGUCCAUUAUUUAUCAGAUACUGUAUAAAAAUGUUUUCAAAAUGAGUAACGUUGAUGCAACAGUUCAUAAAAUGUUGCAUGAAAGAAAUAACUACUUGAGACAUGACAAGUUCUUUCUAAAAGGGAACUUAGGUAAUAGAAAUCAGCUGACAGUAGAUUUGUUGAAUAAACUUGAAGAAAGUGACGAUAACGAGGAAUCACUACUUUUAGAAAAAGGCAUUACACCUUUUCCUUAUAGAGUAGCAAAAGCUUUAGAUCCAAACAUUUAUCGCAAUGUUGAUUAUGACAUAUGGCUUGAAAUCAGAAGGGAAAUGAGGAGGUCGGGGUUCACAAAAUUUAAUUCAUCUGAAUUACAAGUUGGAGCUAAAUGCUUAGUGUCCAUUGAUUUCAAAGAUAAUGAUAAAACUAAUAAUAAUUUCCCAAUUGAUCAAGUUAAUUGGGAUAAUUUCAAAGAAAUAACUAAGUCAAAUGGUUUAGAAGCUUUACUUUAUACUGGACACAUUCAGGAAAUAAGUAAGAAUCAUGGACCCGUAGUUAUAUUUGUAGAGGAAUUAGGACAAAAAAUAACAGUAUCUUACGAGAGCUUAAAACCUUACCCACAACGAAAACCAAGAUCUAAUUAUAAUAACUAUAAUAAUACUUGGGCGUUGUCUCCUAAUAAAAGGAGCGCAAUUAAUCAGAAUCAAAAGUGGAAGAAGCCCUGGAAUGGUGGACCAAAUCGGAGAACAAAAGAUCAAGUCCCUAAUGAUGGAAAUAAUGAAAAAAAUCUAAAUAACUCUAAAAGUGUGGCUAAAAACACCGUUAAUAAGACCGAAGACACAGAAAAUCAACCUAGAAUACCAAACGAAAACCGCGUGGCACUUAAAGAUUAUAAUAUCAAGGAUCAAGUUGAAAAUUUGAAAAAUACUCUUGAAAGUACCCACAUAUCUGUGGAAUCGGUAGAACCAAGGAUUAGUGACAAAAAAAGCAAAAUUAAUGUAAACAAUCAACAAAAUGAGCACUCAUCUCAGAAACAGAUUACUACAAGUAUUAAUCAUGAAGACAAUUCAUCUAAUCAACAAAAUUAUCAACGUGCAGAUAAUAACGAUACUUUUUAUCCUCCUUAUGCAGGAAGUGCUUUUCAACCUAUCCCUCGUUUUCCUGCUGAUUCAGAAAUCGUUAGUUACGAUGCUACGAAAACUUAUGAAAUAAAAGCUAAUGAAGCGCCUUCAGAUCCUGCUAAUGGUCGACAAUUUUAUAACGUUGGAGUCAAGUAUUAUUGGUCUCAAAACAUGUGGCCCAAUGGAACAAAUGGUCCGUCAUUUAACGAUAAUACGUUUUUCUUCGCUCAUCCCGCUCCUGAUCCAAAUAACUAUUCAUUUGUGGUUAAUGGUCCAGUUCCUUGUAGCGACAACAUCGUCCAACAAGCCAACAACUAUCAACACAAUAACCAGCAUGUACGACACAACAACCGAUCGUCACCACCCAGACAUCGAGAUCAGGAUCAAAACACUAAUAUUCCAAGACCAGCUGGACAGAGGAUGAAUUAUCAUUAUCGGAACCCUGAUUUCCGUAACUUGACGCACAAUCCAAAUAUUGACAACAGAAUCCGAAACGACGGCAAAAACAACAAUCCAAACGAACAGCCGCAACAAAAUGGCAAUAAAGAUAUGCAGCGAGUUAACAAGUCGAAUGGCAUGGCUCCACGUUUUAAGAAGAACUACGAAGGAGGAAAGUAUCGCAACGAUCACAACCCUCAGUAUCAGUAUCGUCAGCAACAGCACCAACCCGACUACGAUAUACGGAAGCGAAAGCAGAUUGACAUGCAAACGAUGCAGAAUCGCUGUGACAUGAUAAACGAUCCUGCUCAACAGCAUCAGUUAUUGCAGCCGAUAAACGCAAUGUUGCACCAGCAACAGCCAAACCAUCUGCCCCAGCAGCAAUCGACGAUGAUCCAGUCUCAGUCACCGCCUCCUUUGAACGGCCCAUACCCCUAUUCAAUGACGUACAACCAAGUGCCGUAUGUGCCUUUAGGCCCUUAUCCACCCGAGCCGGAGACGUUUUCAGGACCAUACUAUUCACCGCCACCAGGUUACAUACAGGUUCCGUACCUCCCAGCGUCUGAGCUACCAACGUCAGAGCAAACCGUCUAUCAACCCGUUGAAUUUCCUGCCCAAUAUCCACCUGUAUUCUCCCAGUAUAUAUAUCCGCCGCCGGCGGCGAUGUAUCCGACCCAGCCACCACCUCCUGAUAGCUGUUAUCCACCUUUUCCCGGACAACCUUACUUUUUACCCUAUGCAUCUCCUUUACCGCCACCAGGAAUGCAGCCCCCAAAUCUUACUUCUCCUCCCACACUCCAGAGUGCACAGUGAGAACAUUGAAGAGAUUAAAGGUAGACUUGAAAAAGUAUACAGAGGUCUACUUUAAAAGGUGAGUCUGUGAUUUAGGAAUUAUCAGAAAAGUCAAUAAUUACUCACAGGACUGAUAGUCAAGUAGUGUUGAAUUUUUAUAGAAGACAUUGUUAUUAGAUUAAAAGUUAUAAUUAUAUCGAC